GGUGCGUUUAGUUAUGAAACAUUUCGAGCGUUGCACUACACCGCGGUAGGUUGUCGGAGCUGGAGCAAAUCGUCGGCCAUCGACCGAACGAUGGUGUACUGGGCCUUGGGAACGGGGCUGCAGCUGUUGCUGCUGCUCCUCGUGCUCGGCGGUAGUGAACUCCAGGUUAAAGCGAAGGGUAGCCUCAUACUGCGUUCCUUCGACGAAAUGGUGCUCGAGUGUGCCGAGCUGAUGUCGAUCGUUCACUCCAAGCUGGCCAGGAUACGAUCAGGUGUGAUGUUGCCGGAUGAGGACACAAAGUGCUUGAUUAGGUGCGUCGGUAUUAGUGGACGGUUCUGGAAUGACCACACGGGACUGCGCAAGGAGCUUUUGGCUCGAUAUUUUGUGACCGAUCCAGCUGACGCUUACAAUGUGAACCGCACGGAAACUUGUUUGCAGGAGCUGCCUGAUCUAGAGUUAAAUCCUGAAAAGUGCUGUGGGUUAGCGUUUGAGUCCUUUCUGUGCUAUUACUACAACUAUGGAAACCUGCGGCAGGAUAGUGUGUUCGUGCCACUCGACCAUCUGCAGCUGCAGCAUGUGACAUCGCGUUGUAUGGAUGUGCAUCAGAUCACAACAGAGCAGCUCAUGAGCCUCAGUGAAGGGGCAAUGGACGCAAACGACAAAGUUCACUGUUUGGUGCGAUGCAUCGGACUCCAGACUGGUGUAUAUAGUGAUCGCGAAGGUGUCAGUAUCGAUCGGCUCUAUGCUCAGUACGGUGAAGGUCAUUGUGAGAAAGAGUUCAAAACACACGCUGUCGAAUGUAUCACUAAGCAUAGAGAACUUGCGUAUGGUAGUCCCUGCAAACGGGCGUACCAUUUGCUGUACAAGUGUUUCGAAGACGUGCGCAACGUUAUAUCGGCCUAUGAGUUACCAGAUUCGGAAGGAAAUUAAUAUCGGGAUAGGGUCAAGGCACACAAAAUUACCAGUACAACACAGAAAUUCCCGAAUGCAAGAACGUAGGAUCUCUACAAUACUUAUGUAUCAAAUCGUGCGAAUCGAGUUGGAGUACGUGAUUAGUUAAUCGAUUCCUAUGGCAUAUACUGAGAAUCGUAUUACAUCGGUUGGUUAGAGUGUAUGAAAAAGAGAAGGUAAAGUUUAAGACUAAAAUAAAAUUUGCAUGCCGUGAUCAGCAUAAAAUACUAAACAAUCAAUUGAGGGUAAUACAAGAAAGCAAAACGAAACGAAACAAAAAGAAAGUUUUCUAGGGCAAGAAUAAAAGUUCAAACUAGAAUAAUUAAACUUGUCUUGUAAAAAAUUGCAGUAUUUUCGACAGUAUUUUGCAGUGAGUAUCGUUAUACAUUACAAUCAAAACCAAUGAAUAAAAAUUAAAAUCAAAUUGAAAUUAUAUUUACAAUUCAAAAAUACAUUCAGGCUUCUUAUUUGGCGAUAUAACCAUAAUCAGUUUUGGCCUACCUACAAGGAAGCAAGGAAACUAGGAAACAAGAAUCAUUUCUUUACUUAGUUAUUUACAAAGUUUUGAGGAGAGAUGGAUAACCUGUAAAUUUGAAAUUUUUUAAAUCUUGUCGAUAGCAAUCGUCUGUAAUAUUAUUCUUUCAAAGUUAUUGCAAAUAACAGCAACUUACACGUUAUCUGAUGUUCAAGAACAUGUGUUAGACUUAAAAAAAACUGUUCAAGAAAUACAAAGAUUCUUCUCUUGAUAAAUGAAACUAUGAAAUUAUGAAUUAUGAAACAUAAAUUAAAUGAAUUUUAA
Messenger RNA from Anopheles arabiensis, 1750 nucleotides. RefSeq names its product general odorant-binding protein 45-like. Lineage: Eukaryota; Metazoa; Arthropoda; Insecta; Diptera; Culicidae. The record is from RefSeq and is a predicted model, not a curated record. The transcript has a single exon. Gene Ontology annotation, biological process: sensory perception of smell. Bases 91 to 930 code for a protein of 279 amino acids. Gene Ontology annotation, molecular function: odorant binding.